Theobroma umbraticum is the source of this 1580-nucleotide messenger RNA. Its product is annotated as Tetratricopeptide repeat (TPR)-like superfamily protein. Gene Ontology annotation, molecular function: protein binding. The record is from RefSeq and is a predicted model, not a curated record. NCBI's taxonomy places the organism in Eukaryota, Viridiplantae, Streptophyta, Magnoliopsida, Malvales, Malvaceae.
UUGAGUCUUUUUUUUUAUUUAUAAAAACAAGGAAGGGGCAUGAAAGUACGGAAUGGAAUAAGUUGAGCCUGGUGAUCUGAGCAGAAGAGGCCUCUGGUCUUUACUUGAGCGGACAACGAGCAAUCUUUUCUAGUGUUACAAUCACUUCACUUCUUCCAUUACUGUCUCUCCAAAAUGUGUUCAAUCAAAGCUUUCUGUUUCAUCUCUCAAGCAGAAUUGCCCUUGCCCACUCCCAAAUUGCCCAACCAUAAACCCUCCAAAACCCUCACUCCAUUAUUCACCAAUCCACUCCCUUUCCUUAAACCUAACUCCCUGCCUUUCCGAACAACCAAACUUCACAUUUCCCGCAACCCCACUUCAAUUCUCCCAACCAAAACCUCUGCUGUCUCUCCCAAGAAUCAGUUUUUCAAAUCUUUAUCAGGAAAAAUUGUUGUUUUCCUCGUUGGGUCUUUCAUUUUUAUGGGGUGCUUCAAUGCUAGACCAUGUGUGGCUCUACCUGCUCAAACAACUACCACUUCUAGAGUAAAUUUAGAGGGAGAGAAGGAAACCCAGAAAGGGAAAAGUGAGGAAGAGGAGAGGUAUGAGAAGGUUUUGGAGAGAGAGCCUCGAAGUGUUGAGGCCUUGAAGGUGGUUUUGUAUGGGAAGAUGAGGAGAGGGAAGACUAAAGAAGCUGUGGAAUGUGUGGAGAAGUUGAUUGAUAUCCAGCCAAAUGAGGUUGAAUGGAGGCUAUUGCAGGCCCUUUGUUAUGAGCUGAUGGGGCAGCUCAGCAAGGCUAAAAGACUGUUCAAAGAAAUAUUGGAGGAGAGGCCUCUUUUGCUCAGAGCUUUGCAUGGUCUGGCUAUGGUAAUGCACAAAAACCAUGAAGGUCCAGCCGUCUUUGAGAGGCUUAAUGAAGCUCUAGAAGUUGCCCUGCGUGAAAAGAGAGUCACUGAGGAAAGAAACAUAAGAAUUUUAAUUGCACAAAUGCAUGUUGUGAAGGGGGAAUUGGAGGAGGGGCUGAAGAAAUUUCAAUAUUUGAUGAAUGAUAAUCCUCGAGAUUUUCGGCCGUAUCUUUGCCAGGGCAUUAUCUAUAGUUUACUUGACAAGAAGAAGGAAGCAGCUGAACAGUUUGAGAUAUAUCAGAGUCUUGUACCUGAAGAAUUUCCACAAAGAUGUUUCCUUGAUGAUGUUGUAUUGGCAGCAAAAACCAAAUCUCACGAAUGGCUCCAGAAGGAGUUUGAAGCUGAAUUCUCAUACAAGAAGCGAAGAGCGGCAAAUGUAACUUAGGUGGUAGGUUUUCAUCCUCAUAAUUCUGGUGAACAGUUCUAGAAACAGAAAGGGGGCAUGGAAUUUUGAUAGCAAUGUACAGAGUGGUUUGCAUGCUGGUGUUCAUCUGCAUAUGAAUCCCAGGGGUUUGCAAGUUUCAACCAAUCCUCUGUGGACUUGUGAACUAAUCAUGUGGAAAUAUGCAGUUAGAUGUGUUUACGGAAUUUGAUCUUCUCUUUCCAUUUUUGUUGCCUACUUUUUAGUAGGAGGCCCAUUGUUGUCCCCUCCAAAUAAUGUUAGCGGAGUUUUGAUUUUAUUUCUUUAAUAUUUUUUAA